Messenger RNA from Ipomoea triloba (trilobed morning glory), 1170 nucleotides. RefSeq names its product 2-hydroxyisoflavanone dehydratase-like. Gene Ontology annotation, molecular function: hydrolase activity. Bases 55 to 966 code for a protein of 303 amino acids. Lineage: Eukaryota; Viridiplantae; Streptophyta; Magnoliopsida; Solanales; Convolvulaceae. The transcript has a single exon. The record is from RefSeq and is a predicted model, not a curated record.
ACGUACUCUUCAAUCAAGCGUAAACACAGUCAGCCCUCAGCCUAAAAAUCUAUCAUGGCUUCACCUCCAGCCUCAACUAAAGUAGUUCACGAUUUCUACCCCAGAUUUCGCGUCUACGAGGACGGCCGCAUCGAGAGGUUUCACAAAUAUGUUUCUGUCCCUCCCACCGACAACCCAGAAACCGGCGUUCAAUCCAAAGACGUCGUCAUUGUACCAGAAAACAACGUUUGGGUCCGAAUGUACCUUCCCAAGGUCACCGACGUUGCCCAGAAAUUCCCCGUUCUAGUCUACAUUCACGGCGGCGCCUUCACGCUCGAGUCCGCCUCGUCCUCUUCCUACGACACGUUUCUCCACUCCGUAACAGCCAAAGCCAACGUUGUAACCGUUUCAGUUGAGUACAGGCUGGCCCCGGAGCACAAACUCCCGGCGUGUUACGAGGAUGCCUGGGCGGUUAUGCAGUGGGUCAGGCAAGGAUCCGACCCGUGGCUGAAAACUCACGCGGAUCUCUCCAGGGGUUUCUUGGCCGGGGAUAGCGCCGGAGCCAACAUCUCACACUACAUGAUGGUGAAGACAGGCGAGGACAAUUCUGAAGAUUGUUUAAAACCCGUGGGGAUGAUUUUGACCCACCCGUAUUUCGUGGGCAGCACCGAGGUCGAUAGGAUAUGGGAUUUUGUUUAUCCUGACCGCCCGGCCUCCGGGGACGACCCGAAGGCGAACCCGGCGGCCAUUCCGGGUCUUCUCUCGCAGCUUGGCUGCUCGAAAAUUAUGGUGUGUAUUGCGGAGAAGGAUUUCAUAAGAGACAGAGGAUUGAUGUAUUAUGAGGCUCUGAAGAACAGUGGCUGGGGUGGCCAACUGGAGCUCGUGGAUUCCGAUGGCGAAGAACACGUUUUUCAUUUGUGGAAUCCGACAUGCGAUCAGGCGCAUUUAUUGAUGAAUCGUAUCGUGUCUUUCCUGAGCAGCACCUAAAGUUAAUUUUCAUCCUCCUGUAUUCAAGUUGUUGUUUCCUAUUUCUGGUUGUUUGGAAAAACUUUUACGUGUUGUUUGUAAAUCCAAAAAUGACUUUCCUAAAUCAUUUUUGGAAUUUGUAUGUGUUUGGAUAUUCAAUAAAAAUAAAAGCUAAAAAAAAUAUUGAUUAUGAUCCACAAAAAAAUAGCUCAAUUUGACAAAAAA